Aureococcus anophagefferens is the source of this 1362-nucleotide messenger RNA. RefSeq lists its product as hypothetical. Gene Ontology annotation, biological process: protein deneddylation; COP9 signalosome assembly. The coding region runs from base 1 to 1362 and encodes 453 amino acids. NCBI's taxonomy places the organism in Eukaryota, Pelagophyceae, Pelagomonadales, Pelagomonadaceae. The record is from RefSeq and is a predicted model, not a curated record. Gene Ontology annotation, cellular component: COP9 signalosome. The transcript is spliced from 4 exons.
AUGUCGUUGUCCUUGGCUAGAAACUUCCGCCUUCGCCUCCGCGGCCGCUUCGGCUUCGAGGCGCUCGGCCUCGACGCGCUCGGCUUCAAGACGCUCGGUCUCGAGGCGCUCGGCUUCGAGUCGCUCGGCUUCGAGUCGCUCGGCCUCCGCGGCCACUUCGGCUUCGACGCGCUCAGCUUCGACGCGCGCGGCCUCGAAACGCUCGGCCUUGACGCGUUCGGCUUCAAGACGCUCGGUCUCGAGGCGCUCGGCUUCGAGUCGCUCGGCCUCCGCGGCCGCUUCGGCUUCGACGCGCUCAGCUUCGACGCGCUCGGCCUCGACGCGCUCGGCCUCGACGCGUUCGGCUUCAAGACGCUCGGUCUCGAGGCGCUCGGCUUCGACUCGCUCGGCCUCCGCGGCCGCUUCGGCUUCGACGCGCUCAGCUUCGAGGCGCUCGGCCUCGACGCGCUCGGCUUCAAGACGCUCGGUCUCGAGGCGCUCGGCUUCGAGUCGCUCUGCCUCCGCGGCCGCUUCGGCUUCGACGCGCUCAGCUUCGAGGCGCUCAGCCUCGACGCGCUCGGCCUCGACGCGUUCGGCUUCAAGACGCUCGGUCUCGAGGCGCUCGGCUUCGAGUCGCUCGGCCUCCGCGUUCCUCGCGGCCGCUUCGGCUUCGAGUCGCUCGGCCUCCGCGGCCACUUCAGCUCCGACGCGCUCAGCUUCGAGGCGCUCGGUCUCGAGGCGCUCGGCUUCGAGUCGCUCGGCCUCGACAUCGCGGGCGACGUCGUUCAAAGAGCCAUGAGCGCCAUGGACAUCGAGGAGCCCGUGUCCCCGGCGGCGCGCCUCGCCGCCCUGGAGAAGCUCGAGCUGUCGCUCGUCGACGGCGCGGCGGGCGACCUCGGGAGCGUGUCGGCGCAGCUCCUGCUGCUCUACGUCGUCGCGGACCGCCUCGACGAGGCGCGGUUCGUCUGGCGGCGGUCGCCCGAGGCCGCGCGCGCGGCGUCGGCGCCGCUCCGGGGCGCGUGGACCGUCGGCGCGGCGCUCUGGGAGCGGCAGGACGUGCCCGGCGCCAUCGAGAUCCUCGAGACGGGCGCCUGGGACGACGCGACGGCGCCCCUCGCGGCGGAGGCCGCGGCGGCGGUCCGCGACCGCGAGCUCCUGCUCUUCGCGUCGUCCUACGGCGAGGUCCGCCUCGGCAAGGUCGCGGCGGCGCUCCGGCUCACGGACCAGCAGGCCCUCGAGGCCUGCCGCUCCCGCGGCUGGGUCUUCUCCGCGACGUCCGCGACGCUCAAGCCCAAGCCGCCGCCCGAGGCCGCGCCGACCUUCGACGGCUUCGAGCAGCUCCAGCACCUCACGGCCAUCGUCACCCAGCUGUCCCAGAACUAG